CUUUAUUUUUCUGUUUAUUCUGCUUCUGCACUGCUGCCGUGGCAUUUCUUAUUUUCAUUUCACAAAACUACAACUGUGUUUUCGUAAAAGGAAUAUACCGAGCGGACAUAACUUUUUAAUAUUAAAAGUAUUUGAAUUUCAACGAAGAUUUAUCUUCCAUAUUUCGUUCUUUAGAGAUUGGAAAAAGUUUCAUUAUCCAAAUUUAUUAUGUCUAAUUAUAAGCCAGUGAAGCAUGCUUACGACAUACAUGAACCUGAUGGUGGUGCAGAUUCCUCUUUACCGCCUGUCAUCUUUCUUCACGGUGUCAUUGCAUCAAAAGAAACGUGGAAGGAUAUGCCCCAACAAGUUGCUAACAAGACAAAGAGAAAAGUUUACAAUGUUGAUUUAAGAAACCACGGAGAUACAGAAUGGAGUGACGAUUUUGACUUGGUGAUACUAAAAAAAGAUUUGUUGCAUUUCAUGGAAACUGUCAACUGCCCUAAGGCAACCAUCUUGGGCCACAGCGUUGGUGCUAUUGCCGCUAUCCUAGCAGCUCUGGAAAAUUCGGAUAAAAUUGAAAAAAUAGUUAUUGAUGAAAUGAGAGUAAGUAAACUAGAUCGUUCAGCUGCUGCUUUUACAAGUGCUUUUGCCACAUUUGCUCCAAAAGCUUUGCCGAAGAUACCUAAAGAUGCAGAUGAAGGUGAAGCUGCUAGCAUUGUCAUAAAGACUGUGUGUGACGCACUUCCAUCUGAAUCGGUGAAGAAAAAUAGAAUUGAUGAGCUAGAUAAAACUGCGCUCGGUCUAAGGAAGAAGCCAGAUGGAAGCUACGAAUUUAAGGCAAAUUUAGAAAAUUUGGCUGAUUUGGCGAAGAAUGUAGAGAAAGUUUUGGUAGAGCCGGAAGGUCUUUUUAAUGGGCCAGCUCUAUUUAUUUAUGGCGACCAAUCUUCAUUUCAAGUCGGGAACGAUAAAGAUCGCAUUAAACAGCAUUUUCCGAAUGCUGAGUUUGUGGAAAUGACUGCUGGAGGUCAUUAUAUUCAUCAUGAAAAGCCAAAAGAAUUCAUGGAUGCCGUUUUAAAUUUCAUUUAAGAAGCAUUCUAAAAUAAUCUAUUUAUAAUGGUCUAAUUUGAAAAAAUUAUUAUUAAGUGAAGUAUUGUAUAAUUAUCUAAAUAAAUAUUGUUAAUUUAUUCUAUCAAAGAAAAGAAUUCAUUCUUCUA
Molecule: messenger RNA, 1193 nt
Organism: Parasteatoda tepidariorum (common house spider)
Lineage: Eukaryota; Metazoa; Arthropoda; Arachnida; Araneae; Theridiidae
Product: sn-1-specific diacylglycerol lipase ABHD11
Biological process (GO): lipid metabolic process
Cellular component (GO): mitochondrion
Molecular function (GO): carboxylic ester hydrolase activity
Source: RefSeq, a predicted model, not a curated record